UUAAUUAAACGGCAGGUGCCAGGCAUUAUCAACACCGUGCGGGGAAGUCGGCCGAAGCUUCAUUUUUCCUCGUAAAAUGAUGUAACUUACUGCAUGAGCGUAGUUUCCAGAGCCUCCGCGAGCACGCACGAUGUUGUCGAGCCCUCGUGUUUUCUCAUGGCAGCGCAGUUUCACUUGUCAAAGGCACGGCGAGAGAGAGAGAGAGAGAGAAAAAGCGGAUGCGCCUCAGACUGCUCCGAUGAGCGUCAGUAGAUUCAGUCAAUGUGCGAUCAUAUUAGAGGUGUGAGACUCAAGCUCGAGCUCGGACCGCGCAAACCUCGCAGCAGCGCUUUCAAAUGGGGAGCCGGGGGGUGGGCAGGGGGGCUGUGCCGUAAACUACAAGAAAUACGCGUCGGACCGAGACACCUAACGCUUAAAAUGUUCUCUAAAAGGACGAGGGAACUGAUAAAGACGCACUCGAUGUCAAAGAAGAGCCGAACAGGAAACAGCGCAUCGCCUCUCAACUCUCCAUCACUUUCGGCUCUUCAAGAACAGCCUCGGAAGGAUGCGGUCGAUGCAGUCACGUCUUCGUCCCAUGCUUCCUCCAGUCUGUCUCCCCCUGUCCUAGACGUCCCGUCCUCUUGUCCAGGUACCCCUUUGGCCCAGCACACUAAGCUGGUUGGCGCCCCGUCCCCGAUGGGCACCUUAAAGCGUCCGACUUCCCUGAGUCGUAAUCCGAGCGCCGCAGGCUUCCCGAUCCAGUCGUGGGUCUUCAGUAAGGGUGCGGGAAAAUCCGUCAUCGCCCAGAGUCCCUCGCCGGAGACGCCCGAGACUACAGUGGCUAUCGAGGUGGAAGACAUCCCAUCACUGUUGCGCAUAGUGGAGCGAUUCGCCAAAGCUGUGGAGAAACUGAAAGACGUUGUGCUUGAAG
Molecule: messenger RNA, 910 nt
Organism: Puntigrus tetrazona (Sumatra barb)
Lineage: Eukaryota; Metazoa; Chordata; Actinopteri; Cypriniformes; Cyprinidae
Product: rho GTPase-activating protein 45-like
Exons: 2
Source: RefSeq, a predicted model, not a curated record